AUGGAGACCAAACUAAAUGAAUCAAUCUAUCCGAAAGGAAAAUUAAAUCUGUCAUUUGCUGGUUGUGGAUUUUUAGGGAUAUACCAUGUAGGUGUUGCCAGUUGUUUCAAGAAGUAUGCCCCCCACGUCUAUAAAGAUAAAAUUGCUGGAGCAAGUGCCGGAGCCUUAGUGGCCUGUGCUCUCAUUGCUGAUCUGCCGCUAGGCGAAUGUACAACAUUUGUUUUAAACCUGGUCUUGGAAUGCAGAAAAAGAUUUCUUGGACCUUUCCACCCUAACUUUCAUCUGGUCGAGGCACUAAGAAAAACUUUAAAUGAGUUUCUACCGGCAGAUGCGCACAAACUCACAACAAACAAAUUGUUCAUUUCGUUGUCAAGAUUUCCCGAUUUAAAAAACGAGAUGGUCUCUAAAUUCAACACCAAAGACGAUUUAAUUGAUGCCCUGAUCUGUUCAUCAUACAUCCCCUUCUAUUCAGGUUUCACACCUCCGCAAUUUCAAGGAAAGCCAUACAUGGAUGGAGCACUGAGUGACAACCUUCCAAAACUGGACAACUGGACCAUCACUGUGUCUCCAUUUGCUGGAGAGAGUGACAUCUGCCCGUGUGACCAAUCAGACUCCAUGCACUACAUCAACCUUGCAAACACCAGUGCCCAGGUUAACUGCAACAAUGCCUACAGAGGAGCUGUCUGCUUUCUACCUCCUUCCCCUGAAGUUCUCAGUCAGAUGUGUCAGAACGGAUUUGAAGAUGCUUUGAGGUUUCUCAAAAAGAAAGGUCUGUUCGUCGUAUUCACGCUGCAAAAGUUAUUUAAUAGAUUCUACAUAUGUUGA
Helobdella robusta is the source of this 825-nucleotide messenger RNA. RefSeq lists its product as hypothetical. The record is from RefSeq and is a predicted model, not a curated record. NCBI's taxonomy places the organism in Eukaryota, Metazoa, Annelida, Clitellata, Rhynchobdellida, Glossiphoniidae. Gene Ontology annotation, biological process: lipid homeostasis; triglyceride catabolic process. Gene Ontology annotation, molecular function: triacylglycerol lipase activity. Gene Ontology annotation, cellular component: lipid droplet; membrane; cytoplasm. The transcript has 4 exons. Bases 1 to 825 code for a protein of 274 amino acids.